Cyclopterus lumpus (lumpfish) is the source of this 6877-nucleotide messenger RNA. RefSeq names its product hook microtubule-tethering protein 3 (gene hook3). The record is from RefSeq and is a predicted model, not a curated record. Gene Ontology annotation, molecular function: dynein light intermediate chain binding; microtubule binding. The transcript has 23 exons. Bases 114 to 2267 code for a protein of 717 amino acids. Gene Ontology annotation, biological process: cytoskeleton-dependent intracellular transport; cytoplasmic microtubule organization. Gene Ontology annotation, cellular component: cytoplasm; centrosome. Lineage: Eukaryota; Metazoa; Chordata; Actinopteri; Perciformes; Cyclopteridae.
GAACCCGACUAUUGGCCGACGUGACUGAGAAACACAGGGAGUAACGUUACAUGAAGCCGACUGUUAACUUCAGGCUCUGUCCACCACGCAAAGUCGGUUUACGUUAGGUAACGAUGACUACCUCGGGGUCCUUGGAUCGAAUGGAACUCUGUGAAAGCCUCUUGACAUGGAUCCAGACGUUUGGAGUGGAGGCUCCAUGCAAGACGGUGGAAGACUUGACGAGCGGUAUCGUCAUGGCCCAAGCUCUGCAGAAAAUAGAUUUAGUGUAUUUCAAUGACGCUUGGAUUAGUAGAGUCAAACCAGAGGUUGGAGACAACUGGAGGUUGAAGAUCAGCAAUCUCAAGAAAGUUCUGAAAGGCGCCCUAGACUAUAACCAGGAGAUCCUCGGUCAGCACAUUGACGACUUCACACUACCCGACGUCAACCUUAUUGGGGAGCACUCUGACGCAGCAGAACUCGGGAGGAUGCUUCAACUUAUUCUGGGCUGUGCUGUCAACUGUGAACAGAAACAAGAAUACAUCCAGACCAUAAUGAUGAUGGAGGAGUCAGUGCAGCAUGUUGUCAUGACCGCCAUCCAAGAGCUGAUGAGUAAAGAGACUCCAGUGAUGGGAGGAAAUGACUCGUAUGUGGACCUAGACAGACAGCUGAAGAAGACGGCAGAGGAGCUGAACGAUGCUUUGUCUACCAAGGAGGAGAUUGCCCAGCGGUGUCGUGAGCUUGACAUGCAGGUGGCAGCCCUGCAAGAGGAGAAGAGCAGUUUACUCGCAGAAAACCAGGUCCUGAUGGAGAGACUUAACCAGUCUGACUCCAUAGAGGAUAUAAACAGCCCUGCAGGACGCAGACACCUGCAGCUGCAGACACAACUGGAGCAACUACAGGAAGAAACAUUCAGGUUGGAGGCAUCAAAAGAUGACUUCCGGAUCCGUUGUGAAGAGCUCGACAAAGAGCUUGUGGACUUAAAGUCACAGAAUGAAGAGCUUGCGUCUCUGGCUGAUGAAGCACAGUCUCUCAAGGACGAGAUGGAUGUCCUCAGGCAUUCGUCAGACAAAGUGUCAAAGCUGGAGGGCACAGUGGAACACUACAAGAAGAAACUGGAGGACAUGGGACUUCUCAGGAGACAGAAUAAGCUUUUGGAGGAGAAGAACACGGUGUUAAUGCAGAGCACCGUCAGUUUGGAAGAAGAGAUACGAAAGGCCAAUGCUACGAAGGGCCAGCUGGAGACGUACAAGAGACAGGUGGUUGAACUUCAGACCAGACUGUCAGAAGAGUCUAAAAAGGCCGACAAGAUGGAGUUUGAAUACAAACGCGUCAAAGAGAAAGUGGACUCUCUCCAAAAAGAAAAAGAUCGCAUGCGUACGGAGAGAGACUCUCUGAAGGAGACCAUUGAAGAGCUCCAUUGUGUCCAAGCCCAGGAGGGACAGCUCACAUCAGGCUUGUUCCCGAUGGCCAGCAACGACGGCUCUGACUCCCUGGCUGCUGAGAUCACCACACCAGAGAUUCGAGAACAUCUGAUUCGUCUUCAGCAUGAGAACAAGAUGCUGAAGCUGGCCCAGGAGGGAUCCGACAAUGAGAAGAUUGCACUGCUGCAGAGUCUGCUGGAGGAUGCCAACAGAAGGAAAAAUGAACUGGAGACCGAAAACAGGUUAAUCAAUCAGCGCCUGAUGGAGGAACAGGGUCAGGUGGAGGAGCUCCAUAAGAAUCUUCAAGAACAGGGUUCCAAAGCGGACGAUUCUUCCAUCCUGAAGAAGAAAUAUGAGGAGCACAUGGAGAAAUUACAAGAGUUGAACAAUGAGUUACUGAAGAAGAACGCCUUCAUCGACGAAAUGGAGCCCAAAUACAACACCAGCUCCCAACGAGUGGAGGAGCUGGAAGACGCCUUGAAGAAGAAGGAUGAAGACAUGAAGCAGAUGGAGGAGAGAUAUAAGAAAUACCUGGAAAAAGCCAAGAGUGUGAUCCGGACCCUAGACCCCAAGCAGAACCAGGGUUCAGGUCCAGAAGUCCAGGCCCUUAAGAACCAGCUGCAGGAGAAGGACCGGAUGUUGCACUCAUUGGAGAAAGAGAUGGACAAGACAAAAACCCAGAGAGAUUAUGAGGAGAAACUGAUCGUGUCUGCCUGGUACAAUAUGGGUAUGUCUCUGCAGAAGAAGGCGGCUGAAGACAGACUUGCCAACACCGGUUCUGGCCAGUCCUUCCUGGCCCGGCAGAGACAAGCCACCAGCACACGUCGCUCCUAUCCAGGCCACGUCCAGCCAGCUACCGCAAGGUAGAUGGCAGCAGGGCAGAAAAACAAUGCGACCAUACAAAUCCCCUGAACUUACACACAAUAGAUGUGCCUUUUUUUCUUUUUUUUUAGGCACGCUGUUUGCAUUCAUUUCUAAUGGACGUUCUUGUUUUCCUGCUUUCCGCCUAUUGAUUUUCUUUUUUUUUUCCUUCUUGAUCAGAUCCAUGAGGUAGAGAUGCCAGGCAAGGCUGCCCAAAAUCUCGCACCACUUUUUUUUUCCUUCUUUUUUUUCUCAGAAAGCAUAUUUUACCCUGCCUCCUGUGAUGCCAGGCUCCACCCCUUUAAACACCCCAGCAUAUUCCGUAGGGUCUGACUAAUCACCCCAAGCAUCCUCUCUUCCUCCCUCUCAACCACUGGCCUUCCUCAACCUGUGCUCUGUGGCACACCUUUGUCAGGCAGGUAAUGUUGACCCCAAGGCAGAGAAGAAUCAUUUCUGUAUCGAGGAGGCGCUCUUGCACGUUCAUGCCGUAGGCGGCAGCAAUUUUCAUUUACAUGUGUUUAACAUUUGAAUUCUGUUUUGCCGUGUCAUUAUAUUUGAUUUUUUUUUACUUUAGAUGCAAUAUUGAGUAACAAAUGCAUCGGAAGAUGUAUAGUCGCCUAAUCUCAUGUAAAUGUUCCUUUGGCUCGCUUUUGGUCUCAAUGAUCUCUAAUAGGAAUAAGCAGGUAACUGUCAGCUGGUAACGGUGCAGCAAUAAUUAUGAAUGGUAAUUUCCUCUGAGAAAAACUUAAAGUUGUAAUCCUCAGCGAGGUAGAUUGUGGUAAAUAAUUCUACAUAACUGCGUAGACUGGUUUUCAUUAUCUUUCUUAGCGUCAAGCAGACUGGGAAAUGCCUCAGUUCAGUUUGAGCUCCACCAGCAUGUAGCAGGUUGUCUCAGACACCACCUCACGUGCCAUAGCGUUACAUUUCAGAACAUGCACCUCCACUGCUGCACAGACAUGAAUGUGUUAAAGGAAUAGUCGUGAGAUAGUCUGGGAUCGGGACUUGGUUUGCAGACCCGUUCUGCUAAUGAGUCACCAAAGAGGAGGUGUUGAAACAGUGAAGGUUGUUCUGGGUCUUUUUGAACGGUACACGGUGCUUCCUGUGCCACUUUCAACAUGCAUCUUGAAUAGGUAUGUAUGCUUGUUGCAGCUGUUCCUGUCCUUUUCUUCAACGCAUUUCUUGUUCCACUCCGUUUACCUUGUCAUUGUUUUUAAGCCUCAUCCUGAACGAUCUCUUAUUAACACCAUAGAACCUUUUUUUUUCUUUUUUUAGACGCCAUGGAAGUGACCCUGUUCGUUUGCUCGUGUAUGUGUUUAGAUCAAGCCGUCUGACCGUUGUCUCUUUCUUUCCUCCCUCAACAGCAAUGUCACUGCAUGACUGGCACACCACUGAACUGGCCUCGAGUGGCCCGGCCUGUCUUUGGCCUACGCUGGCCCCGCCCCCUCCCCGGGCAGGGCUAGACUGAGGCACACGAUGCAUGAACUACCUGCCUGCCUGCCUGCUGUUUGCAUGACUUUGCAUUGUAACACCAGUAACAGCAUGAGCACUAACAACCCUCUGCAGCGUCAUGCAUCGUAACCCCCAGACCAGCUCAAGGAGGCCAGCAACUAAACUCCUUUGCCCGCCCUUCCAGCUCCGUGCUCCUCAUGUUCUCCUGCUCUUUGUUACCCUCUCCGUUCCCCUCCUCUCCUCCCUCCACUCACUCUUCAUGGACGUGACUGCUUGUGCUCCCACGCCACAUCCAAUCUGUUACACUUCAAUUCAUGUUACAAACACCCAGGACGGGGGCAGGAUAUAGCAGCGUUGUAUGUCAAUCAAGAAUAGGCCUUUUCUGCCAUGUGUAACUUGACAUUGUCUGGCUGCCUCAGGAUACCUCAAUGACAUAUUUCCACAUAUCUGUCUCGAUUUCCAUGGGAGAGAAAUAUUUGAGAGGUGUGGCCUGCAGAUCAGUCUCCAUAACAAAAAGCGCUCCCCUUUAAACUUCCAGGUGUGGUUCUGCCCAGCCUCUCCUCAACACGUUGCUCUUAGAAGUGGUUUUACCUCAAGUAUUAGUCCGUACAACAAGGAGAGCGUACAGGACGUUACUGUGAUGUUUGGACAGAUUGGAGCAUAGGAUGGCAAAAUAAGUGUUUUUUAAAAUGAAUAACAUGGUUACAGAUAUGCUUUCAUAUGGGAUAAAAGCCCUCAUUAAGGCGACUGACUACUUGUUUUCCAAUGGAAUUUAAUGUCCGCAUAGCAUCUAUUUCUCCAUUAAAAUCUUAAUUUAAUGCACAUGUAUACAGUGGUUGUAGUUGACAACUAUGUUGUCUGUUAUUUGUAAAAGUAGCAAAUAACCGGUCUAAUUGAGCCAAAAGCAAGAGGCUCUGCGGACGGUGCAUGUUGACACACGUUUUAUACAUUUUACCAUAAAACAUAAACGCUAAUUCAAUAGAAUACUUUUCGGACAAAAAUAAGCGAAUGAAACUGAACAUUAUUUCUUGCAUUCAAUUAGUUGGCUGGAAAGGGCUAACUAUUUGAAGAAAUGUAGAAGGGGAAAGCCCUGCAACGAUCAGAGUAUCCUGUUGACCACAGAUCGUUAUUCAAUCAAUUUCAUCAGUUCAUCAUCACUAAUGUGUUGACUGCUUACACAUUUUACAUAAUUUAUACAAGCCACAAAUUAUCAAUAAUAAGAAACCUAAAGUUGGUGUUGCUGCAAGACAUAAUGUACACUGUGUGUAGUUUUUAAUAAAUGUAUUUAAAUUAAAUUUUCAGAGCGUAUUAUAGGUAUGUUGACAAUUAGGGUAAAAAACAAACACCUGGAGCUAAGGAUAUAUGCAUAUUUCGUCAUAUGUGCAUACAUUUUUCAAAAAAGAGGGAUGGUUGAAUCCUCCAAUUUUAGGGCUGUUCUUUUUAUGACUAAAGACGGCAACGCAUACCACUCCCUUUUUAAAGACCACUUUUAUUGUGUUAUUUGAAAAAAGAAAAAAGAUGAGUUUUUAAAUCUCAUAUGCAUACAUGAAGUAGACUUAACGAGGGCUUUUCUUCUCUGUACUUUGACCUAUUUUACUCAUAAAUGUAUUGUGUAACCUUGGUUUAAUUCAUGCCGUGCAUUUUUAUCUUGAUGGCUUAUUUAUUCUUUUGGGCGCUUGUACAGCAGUAUUGUUACAUCUUUUUUUUUAUAUCAGUAGUAUUAUUAUAUCACCACUUGUACUGUUACAAUGGAGUUGAAGUUUCCAUACACCAUCGAGAUACUGUUACAACAAAAGGAGGAGAUCGAAAUGGUGUAGCGUUUGUCUCCAUCUCAUGAAAAUGACACAAGGUUAUUAUUAACUGUCAUCUGAGUAUCAGUGAAAAAUGGAGGAUAUUGUGCAAGGUCUCCAGUCUUUUCAGGAAGAGGAGUCUCUUAGAAAACGUGUCAUGUUUGAAUCGGAAUGUUUUCUCAUCAACAAAAGAAAGCAAAUUUUUACACUUUUAAUUCCCUGAAAGGUCGGUGACCCUAGAAAAUGACCUUUUGAGUGUUUCUAGCGACGUCAACAAAGACUGUGGGGGAAAGGCUCACGAGCUUUAGGCAUGCGUGGGUAACUGCAUUAACAAUAAAGUGAGCUCAGAUGGUUGAUUAACUAAUCUUGGAUCAAAUCAGAUUUUACAUUCGGGCGUCAAAUGUGCCUGAUGGGAGCGGUGACACAGUAUGUCGUUGCCGUAUGAAUUCAGUUGCAAAGCAAAGGCGUGAUGUUUUGUCUAGUUCGCUACUUGUUUCUGUCCAAUUCUGUGUUUUGGAAACCACUUGCCAUGAACAUCCAGCUGUAAGUUAUAUUACACAGAACUCUUUUAACCGUCCAUCCUCAUGAGUCAUUGGUUUGGUAAGAAAUCUGUAUAUAAUGGAACACAUCCACAUUGGGGUUGACCUGUUUAAAUUUUCAUUAUAAUACAUUUUCUGGUAUUUAAUAACCCCUAAGAGAAAGCAUAUGAUGUUCUCUUUUAUCCCCAUUCAAGUCAGCCACUGUAAUUUGUCGUUAUAUGUGUCUGUGUAUGUACUUAAUAUGACUGGCAAAUAAUGAGAUACUGGGAGCGGGGAGAAUAUCGCAGUAAUAUAACCUGAGAAAACCAGCUAGUUUGUGACAUUUCUUAUUAAUGCCAAUUUCUUCUCAAUAAAGAAAGGGAAGGUGACAUCUUGAUUUACUGUUUAAUGCUAUGAUCCCAAAUCAUUUCCUAAUUUUCAUUUUUGGGAACAAUAAGGAAGAUCGCAGUAUUGAAAAUGCGGUCAUAAUGUGGCGUAUAAAGCUUGUGCUCCCUGACUGACAGCUGCACCAUCAAAAGUGUUUCAGAGAGAUGAGACCGACGCGUGCAAUGUUUGCUGUAUUUUUUUUUUACUCAUUGGAAAACGUUUCUUUACAUAUUGAAGUAGCAAAUAACCUUCCAUUUGCCAAGUUUUAUAUUGCUUGUAUACAAACACACAAUGUACAUACUAAAUGUGGCCGUGCUAGAGGAGGUCUCUGGCUAUUUGAGAACAUGAAACUUAUGUCAAGUUAGAUGGAUUUCAUUUAGCAUCGGUCCGAUCGGGACCUGUUGAGGGGAAAUGUGCUUCCUUCGCUUCAAAACUUGGAACUCACUAUGUAAAUAAAGCUUGUAUAAAACAG